CUUCACCUUCCAAUGAUCGAAGCGGAAAGCCAAAUGGCGGAGGCGGCAUCGUACGAGGAGCAGCGGAGGCGGCAGGUGGAGGCGAACAAGCGGAAGCUGGAGGAGCUCCGCCUCCACCACCUCUCCGCCGCCGUCCGCGAAUCCGCCUCCAAGCCGUCGCCGGUGAAGCAGCGGAAGAGGAAGGCGCGUGCGCUGCCGGGCGCCGGCGAGGAUGCCCCGCUCCGGCGGUCCGGCCGCGUCGCCAACCUCCCCGAGAAGCCCAAGUACCGCGACGAGUUCCAAGAUUUCGAGAAGAGGAUAAGGAGGUCUUAUGGCGGCAAGAGGAGGGAUUUGUCCAAUCGAGUUUACGCGACCGACGAGCAAAGGGACUACGCCAUCAACGCUGCUCAAGAGCUGGAAGAGGAGCUCGGCUCCGACUACCCAAUCUUCGUCAAGCCCAUGCUUCAGUCCCAUGUCACUGGAGGGUUCUGGCUGAGCCUGCCGACGCAUUUCAGCCGGAAGUAUCUGCCGAAGCGCGACGAGACUAUCCGUUUGGUGGAUGAGGAGGAUGAUGAGUUUGACACCCUCUAUCUUGCCAACAAGAGGGGGCUCAGUGGAGGGUGGAGGGGGUUUUCCAUUGCUCAUAAGCUAGUUGAUGGAGAUUGUUUGGUGUUCCAACUUAUCCAGCGCACGAAGUUCAAGGUCUACAUAAUCAGAGCAAGUUCCUACUAUGAAACUGACGACUGAUGUAGAGGCUCCAAAUAUCUGUGAUUGGGGCACAGGUCUUCUAGUGAAUUAGGUUGACCUGAAUUGGAGAUUGCUAGGCCAUCUUCAGUCUUUUGAGUGAUGAACAAUGUUCAAAAUAUUAACUACGUAUUAGGUUACUUAUGGACUAGCCAUCCUCAGUCUUUUGAUGGCAAACAAUGUCAGAAGUAUUAAAUUGGCAUAUAAUUUACCAGCUAAUAGGCUAAGUUGUUAGAUUUACUUUGAGCUUGCACAGUUCAGAAAUCUGCACUAUGUAAGGGAUAUCAUUGCAAUUGGUAACUGAGGAUGCUUUUUUAUACUAUUACUCCUUAUGUGAUGCGUCUGAA
Oryza sativa Japonica Group (Japanese rice) is the source of this 1070-nucleotide messenger RNA. The record is from RefSeq and is a predicted model, not a curated record. Lineage: Eukaryota; Viridiplantae; Streptophyta; Magnoliopsida; Poales; Poaceae.